AGUUCUUAUAAAAAAAUGUCUCAAAACGAAAUAAGUAACUAUGUCAGAACUGUUGAAGACGUAAAAAAAGUCAUAGAGCAUGCAAAACUUUCGGAAAACGAUCUUAAGCCAAAUGUACAACCUAUUUAUUUCGGAGAAAAAUUUGAAAAUUACAAACUGUUGCAGCUGGAUGAACACAUUCUGUCGGAUCUUAAAUGUGGUCAAACUGUGGUAUUCAAAGGAGAUCAUGAAGAAUCUGCUGUAUUAUGUACUAAGACUAAGACCUAUGAUGUCAAAGAAGCUGAAACUUCAAAUUCAAUUUUAUUACUUCCUGAAUUAACAUUUCCGGAUGAAGAUACCAACAAAACAGAACUUACUAGCAGAAAAGUAGUUGGUAUAUUUCACACAUACUUUGAAGUGAAACCUUGUAAACCACGUCUUAAAAAAUUGAGAAAGUUACUAGAAAGGUCUAGUUACAAAGGAUCAGAACUCGAAAAAGAAGUGUUGGCAUCCAAUGAAAUGUAUACAUUUGAGCAUUUAUCAGCCAAAAUACAAGCUAGUGAUGACCAACUAAAAGAUGCUCUCAAAGAAAUGGGUGCAUUCCAAAUUGAUGGUUAUUGGAGAGUACUAGAGUUUGAAUAUGAAUGUAGAGCUUUAUCGUUUUUAUUAAAUUUAAUUGAUGAACAAUCAUGGCCUUAUAAUACAGUACCUAUGGAUGAAACUCUUAAUAUUCUUGGUGAAUUAUUACCUCCAGUAAUAUUGCAUCACAUUAUUGAUCAAUAUAGUACUUGGUGUGUAUCAUCAAAUUUAAGUCAAACACAUAGAUCAUUAAUUGAAGACAAAGUGUGUAGAUUUAUGGCUGUCGGACUUUUACGUCCAUGCGACAAAUUUAAUUUAACUGAUUUUAAGACAGCCUGGCAAGGAUGUGUACCAGAAGGAAUGACUACUAAUUUGAAACAAUUGAAUGGUACAGUUCUUGUUGAUCAAUCCAGUCACCCACAGACAAUUUGUUAUUUUAAUGAACAAGACUUACCGGAUGAUAUAAUCGAUAGAUUUCAAUACUUAUUUCAAGUCAGAAGUAAAUGGACAUUUGAUGAAAUUCAACCAUUUCUCGAGAAAUUGUCUACUGAUAAAUUAAAUGUAAACAACCUCUUGGCCAAAUAUACUAGAGCUACUAAUGUGGACGGUGUGCGGUUUUAUUGUUCAAGACAUAAUUCAAAGUAAUCAGGAACAAUGUGUUGUUUAUAUUUAAAAUUUAAAUAGUUGACGUUUGUGUCUUCGACAAACAGAUUUGCAACAAGGAUCUGAACACG
Molecule: messenger RNA, 1292 nt
Organism: Melanaphis sacchari
Lineage: Eukaryota; Metazoa; Arthropoda; Insecta; Hemiptera; Aphididae
Product: sister chromatid cohesion protein DCC1
Exons: 9
Coding region: 16-1203 (395 amino acids)
Biological process (GO): maintenance of mitotic sister chromatid cohesion; mitotic sister chromatid cohesion
Cellular component (GO): chromatin; chromosome, centromeric region; Ctf18 RFC-like complex
Source: RefSeq, a predicted model, not a curated record